UCUUCUUCUUCUUCUUCUUCUUCUUCGCUUCCCGAUCAAAUAUUUAUCCCGGUUUUUCCUUCUUUUAUUCCUCUUGAUCUGAGAGACGAAGGAAAGAGAAAGAACAUGGCGGGUGGUGGAUUUGUUGCGGCCAGUGAGCCGGGUAAGACUUACCCGGGAAAGCUUACCAUGUAUGUGGUUAUGGCUUGUAUUAUUGCUGCCUCCGGUGGUUUGAUCUUCGGUUAUGACAUCGGUAUUUCCGGUGGAGUGACAUCUAUGGAUUCGUUUCUGAGCAAGUUUUUCCCUUCGGUGUAUCGGAAGGAGAAGGCAGACCAGUCGAAGAAUCAGUACUGUAAAUUCGACAGCCAGACGCUGACUAUGUUUACUUCGUCGCUCUACCUCGCGGCUCUUGUGGCAUCCCUCUUUGCUUCCACGAUGACAAGAAAAUUCGGAAGGAAACUGUCCAUGUUUUUGGGAGGUCUGGUGUUUCUGGCAGGAGCCGCUAUCAAUGCAGCCGCGGUUAACGUGGCCAUGCUUAUUGUUGGCCGUCUUUUACUUGGUAUCGGUGUUGGUUUCGCCAAUCAGUCGGUGCCACUGUAUCUGUCUGAAAUGGCUCCAUACAAUUACCGUGGUGCUCUCAACAUCGGCUUCCAACUCAUGAUCACGCUGGGCAUCCUCUUCGCCAACCUCAUCAACUACGGCACAGCCAAGAUCAAGGGUGGCUGGGGUUGGCGCAUAAGCUUGGGCGGUGCAGCCGUACCUGCAUUCAUCAUUGCCGUUGGGUCAUUCUUCCUACCCGACACACCCAACUCCAUCAUAGAGCGGAACAUGCCGGAGAAAGCAAGGAACAUGCUCCGGCGCAUCCGUGGCACAGAAGACGUCACCGAGGAGUUCAACGACCUGGUGGCCGCUAGCGAAGCGUCGAAAUUGGUAGAGCACCCCUGGAGAAAAAUAUUGCAGAGAAAGUACAGGCCACACCUGGUGAUGGCCAUCGCCAUUCCCUUCUUCCAGCAACUCACUGGAAUCAACGUCAUCAUGUUCUACGCCCCCGUCCUUUUCAAGACCAUCGGGUUUAAAUCCGACGCUUCUCUUAUGUCCGCUGUCAUCACCGGUUUGGUUAAUGUGGUUGCCACGUUCGUUUCCAUUUUGACCUCCGACAAAUGGGGUCGACGAAAAUUGUUCUUGGAGGGUGGAGCCCAAAUGCUUGUCUGUCAGAUCGCGGUGGCAAUUCUGAUCGCCCUGAAAUUCGGGACGGACGGCCAGGCGGACGGUAUUUCCAAGGGAUACGCUGGAGUGGUGGUGUUCUUCAUCUGUGUGUACGUGGCGGGUUUUGCGUGGUCAUGGGGGCCAUUGGGAUGGCUGGUGCCCAGUGAGAUAUUCCCACUUGAGAUACGGUCAGCGGCCCAGAGUAUCAACGUGGCGGUGAACAUGUUGUUCACCUUCGUCAUAGCUCAGGUGUUCCUGACGAUGUUGUGCCACUUCAAGUUUGGACUCUUCUGUUUCUUCGCCGGUUGGGUGGUGGUAAUGACCAUCUUCGUAUUAUUCUUAUUGCCGGAGACAAAGGGAGUGCCCAUCGAAGAGAUGAUGCGCGUUUGGAAGCAACACUGGUUCUGGAGCAAGUACAUCCCCGACGAUGCGGUGAUGGGGAGUUUGGAGAUGGCAAAUGGGGGCAACGUCAAGUCUGUCGAUUGAAUUUCAAUUUUUAUCGCGUCCCGCUGUUAAUACUUAAUACGAAAAAAAAAUGAAAAAAAAAAAACUCGUAAAAUCUGGGUGGCUAAAUAGACGGAGGAAAAAAAAGGAACAUUGUUUGAUUCGUGAUUCCUUUGUCGUUUGAUUAAUUUGAUCUUUAGAAGGGUCGGUAAUGCCUGGGGGAUAUUGUACUAAAGAUCUUUUCUUUUCUUUUUUUUUCCUUUUCAAGGGAUGUGAAUAACUGGUAGGUUUAUUUAUUUAACGGGACAAAUAAUAUAAAUGUAGUGUUUCUAUAGAUGGGUGGUGAUGUUUGAUAAUUUUAUAAAUGGUCUUUUGUGGAAAGGUUGGCCCCUAUUCAUGAUGAAACCGAAAUUGCCUUCCUGUUUCCAUUUGGUCGGUGUUA
Nelumbo nucifera (sacred lotus) is the source of this 2071-nucleotide messenger RNA. RefSeq names its product sugar carrier protein C-like. NCBI's taxonomy places the organism in Eukaryota, Viridiplantae, Streptophyta, Magnoliopsida, Proteales, Nelumbonaceae. Gene Ontology annotation, cellular component: membrane. Gene Ontology annotation, molecular function: monosaccharide transmembrane transporter activity. Gene Ontology annotation, biological process: monosaccharide transmembrane transport. The record is from RefSeq and is a predicted model, not a curated record.